Diaporthe batatas is the source of this 3951-nucleotide messenger RNA. RefSeq lists its product as uncharacterized. Bases 1429 to 3174 code for a protein of 581 amino acids. The transcript has 6 exons. Gene Ontology annotation, molecular function: oxidoreductase activity, acting on CH-OH group of donors; flavin adenine dinucleotide binding. The record is from RefSeq and is a predicted model, not a curated record. Lineage: Eukaryota; Fungi; Ascomycota; Sordariomycetes; Diaporthales; Diaporthaceae.
CUCUCUCAGCCCCGCGUUGCCUGCUUCAAGUGUUCCGGACUCGAUCGAGGGCGGGGGCAGGAACCAGGCCAGCGAUGCCCAACACAAACCAAACCUUAAACAGCGUGCUGGGCACUGUCCUCCUUCUGAUUUCUUGUCCACUUGGUGUCGGUCAAGACUUACUUAAGCACACAUCAUGAACCAGUCUCUCCAGCGUGCAAGCCUUGAUGUGUGACGUCAUCGUGCAGUAGAGACUCUCCCAUCGCUGCUGGCUGCUGGCUGCAGCCUGCACCCUGUUGCCUGCCAACCUGCGCCCGAAGAGUGGCUGGGACAACUGGAGAACCAGACAGUCACGGCCGCAGCGUCUCACUCGCGAUUCACCCCAUCUCACAAAAUCAGGGCUCGACUGCCACGAUACCACCUCGAUUCCGGAUUACGGGAACCCUUCCAGCCUUCAUCUCAAUAGCGCCUAGGGAGCUAUAAUAGUUCCCGGCUCUUAAACCCCAUCGUCACCGCCAGGCUGAGAACCCCUGGCUGCCCGGGUUAUUUGGUGUCCUGCAAAUCAAGGCAACCGUUGUUGUCUGAGGACAGGCGGGCAGGCGGACAGGCGGACAGGCGGGCAAGCGUUUAGUGGGCCCAGGACGAGCCAGCUGAUACCAUAGUGGCCGUCCAGAUUUCAUGAUUGCCAUCUUUUCAAUCAGACGCUUGUCUCUUUUACAACUCUAACUAGGUAGAGGGAUCCCACACAACUUUUAAGAGACGGUGGCCCAACCCCUCUUAGCGUCCGUCCUCGGUCACCUACCUGUACCUUUGUUUUUGUCACAAUCCGUCAAGGGUCACACUCGCCUACCUGACAUACUUACUGCUGUUGGUUCAGGUGGACCGGAAAUAGUCAUGCCUAGGCCAGAAUGUUUAUAAAGCCUUGAGCUCUUCACCAACCAAGCCGUGAUUGGUGGACCUUCUCUCGGUUGUCACGUUGGCCCUCACAAAAAGUUAAUGAGAAGUUCCAAUAUGCCCAGGCGAGCGCAUUCGUCUCCCGAGGUCCGCAGCCGUUCUCCAAGGUCCUUGGGCGGAACGCAUUGCCGCUCCUCAAAGCCGGAGCAGCACUCUAGUGCUCUCGUGAGUUGGAGAGCUGGCUACUUACUUAAGUACCCUGUCGACCGGGACACAGAGCCGAGCGGCUUUACCUCUGGCCCGUGAGGGGGUGACCAAAAUGGGUGCGAGUUUGAAAAGUUGUCACAUCUGCCAAUUCAUUAAUAUUGGUUAGAGCGUCCGUCGUGAUGAUCAUCUGGCCGGACUUUAUCAGCUGAAAUCAAAUAAAAACUGAGCACGGCUCAAACGUGGCAUCCCCCUAUUCCUGACUUGAUACCGCCGAGGCUACUUAGUACCUUCAGCACUGGUCCAAGUCAACCGUCUUGUUAGAAAUCAGUAGCCCCUCACCUCGUGAUAAUGGGCUCUCACCUAGACUACGGUACCACUUUUGACUUCAUCGUCUGUGGCGGGGGCACCGCCGGCUGCGUGGUUGCAGGAAGGCUGGCAGAGGACCCAACCGUUCGUGUUCUCAUAAUCGAGGCUGGACGAGACAAUGAGAACUUGGAGAACACACACAUGGCCGGAGCCUGGGCCAAGAACCUCGACGGGCCGGAGGACUGGAACAUUGUAUCGGAAAAAGGUACGGGAAUCAACAAUCGGCAGGUGAAGCUGAGCCGGGGCAAGUUUCUAGGCGGCUCCUCGGGCAUCAACGGAACUCUUUGCAUCAAAGGCUCCAAGCAGGACUACGACGAUUGGGGCCUGGACGGAUGGGGCGGCGAAGAGUUCUUCGGGUACAUGCAGAAGGCCGAGACGUUCCACAACAAAGAUUGGUUCAAGGCUCACAGCAAGUCUCACGGGUUCCAAGGGCCGCUCCACACUGAGCCACACGACUUGGCACCUAUCUCAAAGCUCGUGCUCGAGUCCAUGAUAUCUAAAGGCCUCCCACUUGACGAUGACAUGUUUUCGCACGGCGAAAAUCCUCACGGCUGCGGACAUGCCCCGCGAACUGUUCAUGAGGGUGUCCGCACAACUGGGGCCGAUUUCGUCACCAAGGCUCGCCGCAGGGACAAUAUUGUCAUACUUACGGAGACUUAUGUCGACAAAGUACUCUUCAAAGACACCAAGGGUGAAGUGGUGGCCACUGGUGUGCGGGCGGUGAGCGCAGGCGGCGUGCCAUUCGAUAUAACCGCAACCAAGGAGGUCAUCAUCAGUGGCGGUGCUUACUGCAGCCCCAACAUUUUGCAGAGGUCUGGAAUAGGAGCCAAGGAUGACCUCGUUGCUCUUCACAUCCCCGUCGUUGUUGAUCUCGCCGGCGUGGGCAGAAACCUCAUGGACCAUCUCAUUGUCUUCAUGUUUUACGAGGUGAACAAGCCCGGCCUGACCAACGACCACCUGGCGUACCACGAUGAUGCCAUCACCAAGUCAUACAAGGUCUGGAAAGAGAGCAAGGCUGGGUUCCUGUCCAGCUUCCCGUUUGGCUCCUUCGGGUUCGCCCGGCUGGACGACAGGCUUGCCGACUCUCAAUUAUGGAACUCCGCUCCCAGGAUGCCCGGCCGUGAUCCAAUGGGGUUGACAGCGAAGCAGCCAAACAUCGAGUUCUUCCAUACAGAGUGUUAUGGUGGGCCCAAGCAAUAUGACAAAUUUCCUAUCGACCACAAACAUGCUUUCGCCAUGAUCGCGGAGCUCUUCGCGCCGCGGUCCAGGGGAACGGUGCAACUGCAGAGCACAAACCCCCUAGAUGGGCCCAAGGUAGAUUGUGGGUAUCUCAAGGACCCGUUGGACGUCGAGGUCCUCGCAGAAGCUUGUCGGUUCGCAAACGAGAUCAUAAUGGGAGGAAAAGGGACGAAAGAUGUUAUUCGCGGCUCGUGGCCACCCGAGCUCACGCACCACACUUACACGAGUAGGGAGGAGUGGAUCCCAUACGUGAAGGACAAUGCUACCACAUGUUACCAUCCUGCGGGAACAUGUGCUAUGGGGAGACGAGACGACGCAAAUGCAGUGGUGGAUGAAAAGCUCAGGGUCAGAGGUGUGACAAAUCUGCGUGUCGCAGAUGUCAGCAUAAUGCCUACUUUGAAUGGAGGACACCCACAGAUGCCGGCGUACGGAAUCGGCGAAAAAGCUGCGGACCUCAUCAAGGAGGCUUGGUUGAAGCGUGAUGGUUAGACGACAAGCUUCCCCAAACACUAUGGAUUUGUGGUUUGAACAAUGCCAAAGCACCAGUACUUAGCUUGCUCCCACACGCUGCUUCUAUCACUCAUUCAUCUCACAUGCAACCUGGUAGCGGCAUUCUUGGAGACUGAGGUGUCUCAUCAUAUAUUCAACACUUGCAGGCUUUGAUCUUGAUCCUUUGUCAUCAACUAACGCUUCUAAUACCUGUGUCAUGUCCGGCCGUUGUCGGGAAAGCGGUUCCAGCAAUUCACACGUCAAAUACAACGCCUGAAAACACGCCUGUUACUUCCAGCGUAAUGGCGUGCCUGAAAUCAGCUCAGAGCGUGGUAUUCACCACCAGUACAGCGUCACUAGUCCACAAGCUUUGUUAUGUGGUUUCGCUUCUAUUCCGUAUACGUCCGAGGACAUACAUGGCGCCUUCAUACGGUGGUAAGCACUCAAGACCCAGCGCUUGGAAAGAACACAAUGCCGAUAACAAUAGUUAUAAUACGAUACAAGCUUUGUUAUAAAGGCUAAUUCUGGUCGUCAAGUCGUCUGGUCGUCUCCGAACCCUCUAGAGCUCAUUCAGUCUCUUCGAUCAUAUGCACUGCAACACAUUCACAAAACAGAACAGACUGAAACUGCCUACGACCUGCCUACGAUAAACGGGGGGACAAGCUCCAUAAUUACCUCACGUCAAAUCCAGGGUUCGCAGCAUGUCAAACUUGGAAUUCGCAGCAUGUCAAACUUGGAAUCAUCAGACCCCCUACGCGUUGAAUGCCACGUACACGG